Molecule: messenger RNA, 483 nt
Organism: Stylonychia lemnae
Lineage: Eukaryota; Ciliophora; Spirotrichea; Sporadotrichida; Oxytrichidae
Source: the annotation of a GenBank genome assembly
AUGGGUUAGAAAAAAGAAAAGGUGUAAGAUAAUUAAAGGUAAUCUGAUAGAUUGGAGAUAGAGUAGAAAUUUCAUAGUGCUUGUGGGAUAACUGAAAAUCUUGGAGAUAAAUAAAAUUCAAGCAGAAAUUUUAAACUUGCCAAGUAAUAAAAUAGGGGCAAAAAUAUAAAUUCAAAUAUAAGAUAAAACUUCAUGAAAUCAGACGAGUAACUGGCAAUAUUGUAAAAUGAAUAUGCAAAAAAUCAGCAGUGGAAUUCUGAAAUUUUAACAAGAGCAUGUAAGAAAACUGGACUAUUGAGAGUGUAGGUUUACAAAUGGUACUGGGAUAGAAAAGAAGAACUGAUGAGAAUUUAAAAGGAACGAUAAGAGCUCUGUGAGAAACACUUUGAAAAAUUAUUCAAAGUCACAAAAGUUAAAAAACAUAAGACUCAUUUUGAUUAAGGACUAUAUUCACAAUCAAGAGACAAUAAUUUUAAAUGCUGA